AUGGGCUACUUGAGAGAGUUAAAGGACCGGGCUCUCUUUAAACUCGAGAAACCACGGCAUGCAACCGUGCGACGUGACCAAACUCAGGCUCAUCCCGACCGUAUAUACGUUACGCAAGAAUUGACCUCGACCGACCAAACCAACAAAGAUCAGUCCCACCCCAAGGAUUCUUCCUCACCACAGGACCUAUGGCAAUGUGCGUUCAUCCAGCUAGACGAAAAGGAUCAGAGCAUUUUGUCGAAACAUUAUCCUGCCUCAAUCAACAGAGGCGAGAGUCGCUCGCGGGUAAUAGACAUGGUCGAUUGGGCUAUAAGGACCACGGAAGACAACUACACGAAGUACCAAGAACGAGGAGGUAUCAAGAUCAGGAGGUCAACGGGAGAGGAUAUUGACCUUCGAAAGCUUGCGGGGAAAAUCAUCGACGCAGCACUCACUUUCAAGGACGUGAUAAAUAAAGGGGUCGCUUGUGAUCCUACCGGGCAUGCCGCAAAAGUCCUUGCCCGAUGUGUGUAUAUUGAAGAGAAUUUCUUCCGCCACCAGACUCGGGACACUAUGAUAGGAUCUGCAAUGAUCAGAGUCUACAAAGAAAUCCUCCAAUACACCGCAGAGGUAUUAAAAGCUCAAUCCUUAGGCCUAGGAAAAGGAGUAAUAGACAAUAUCACGGCAAUCAUCAGCCAACGCCUUGUUCAGCAUCGUUUUUCUAUUGAAAAGGAGGAGCAGAAGCUGUAUCGAUGCGUGAUGUGGGACAAGCAGUUACAAAACGAAAAGAGCGCAGAAAGAAUUCUCGCAGCAAUCGAUGACGAGUUGUCGAAAUCUCUCGAUAAUCUUACCUUGAGGUUUAGUCUACCUAUUGCCGAGGGGGCAUUUUACGACUCAUACAAGGAUCAACACGAAAGUUUUUGUCUUGAAGAUACGAGGGUUCAGCUUCGCGACGAAAUCGCACAAUGGGCUCAAUCACAUGAACCCAUAUUUUGGCUGAAUGGGAUGGCUGGAACCGGAAAGUCUACUGUCGCGCGAACAGUAGCACAGACUUUUCGAGAGAGACAACAACUAGGAGGAAGUUUCUUCUUCAAGAAAGGCGAAGCGGACCGUGACAAUGCGAAACGAUUCAUAACGACCAUUGUGAAACAGUUAAUGACACACAAUCGGCAGUUGGCAUUAGCCGUUCUUCGGGCGAUCGAGAACGAUCCUGACAUUUCUGCGAAGGCUCUCCAUGAGCAAUUCAAAAAGCUCCUUCUCCAGCCAUUACAAAGUCUACCAUUGAGUUCAACCACCACGCUAGUGAUUGUGAUCGACGCGAUUGAUGAGUGUGAGAACGCUGAGGAAAUACGAACCAUCCUCGAGCAUUUGCCACAAACACAGAACUCCAUCGGCAUGAGACUAAAGAUUUUCCUGACAAGCCGACCAGACAAUUCAGUACUCCGUUGGUUUCAGAGAUACAAUGCGUACCAAGCAUCAAUUCUUCAUGAGAUAUCCGACGCAGUGGUUGCACACGAUAUAUCCUUGUUCCUGCAAAACCGGUUCGCCAAAAUCAGAGAGUCACGAGAUAUUCCGAGAGACUGGCCAGGAGCUGAGAAGAUCCAAACUCUGGUUACCAUGUCGGUCCCAUUGUUCAUUUCAGCCGCUACAGUGUGUCUGUUUAUUGAAAAUGAGAAGCGGGAUCCCAUGGAACGCCUCACGAUACUGCUCGAAGACCAAGCCAAAUAUGUAACGAAAAUGGAUAAAACCUACCUGCCUAUUCUCAAGCGGCUUCUCGAUGGUCAAGAUGACGAUGAAAAAGAUCAAAUGAUGCAAGAAUUCCAGCAAAUCGUCGGUGUUAUCAUCCUUCUUGCUGUGCCACUCUCGGUGCAUGCGCUUUCCGACCUCCUCAAUAUUCAGGAAAGAACCAUCAUCGCCCACUUAGACUGGCUCCAGUCAGUUCUAAGCGUACCUAGUGACCGAGAUUUUCCGAUCAGAACUCUGCAUCUAUCAUUCCGAGAAUUCCUCCUUGCUACGAAAAGUGGUUUCCAUGUGGACGAGAACAAUACACAUGCGAAGAUAGCCAACCUUUGUCUUAGCGUCAUGCGUCAAGAGCUGAAAUGCAACAUCUGCAGUUUGCAGAGCUAUGGAACACAGCGCGCGAAUGUAGACGGCCAGAGCAUCAAGCAGUGUCUUCGACCACAUCUUCAGUACUCUUGUCGCUACUGGUUGUACCAUCUAGAGCGGAGCAAAGGCUUUAUCUCCGAGCAAGAGAUUUUGUAUUUCCUCGAAGAACAUCUUCUUCACUGGUUGGAAGCGAUGUGUCUGAUGGAAAAUUCUUCAGAGGUUGUCGGGAUUAUAGACAAGCUACAGUCGUUGAAACAAAACAACGUGGAUUCCAAGUUUUCCCGGUUCUUAUAUGACGCUAAGCGAUUCAUCCUCAAGAAUCUUCACAUGGUUGAAAGUGCUCCACUUCAACUUUAUUGCUCUGGUCUGAUUUUUUUGCCGACGAAGAGUAUUGUUCGGGAGAAAUUUAAAGAACAAAGACCUAAGAAGAUAAACAUUCUACCCCAGGUGGACGAAACAUGGCAUGCCGAAUUACAGACCCUCGAGGGCCAUUCCGAUUGGAUUAGCAAUGUGGCCUUCUCCCCGGACAGCCAAAUAGUAGCUUCAGGCUCUGGUGAUGAAACCAUCAAACUCUGGGACCAUCUGACAGGCCGAGAGCUACAGACACUCCAGGGCCAUUCCGAUUGGGUCCGUUCUGUGGCCUUCUCCUCGGACUGUCAAAUACAAAUACUAGCCUCAAGCUCGGAUGAUAAGACUAUCAAGCUCUGGGAUGUCAAAACAGGCCGUAUGCUAAAGACCCUCGAAGGGCAUUUGGGUACGGUUUACACUGUGGCUUUCUCCUCGGGCUGCCAAAGUCAAAUACUAGCCUCGGGCUCAUAUGAUAAGACUAUCAAGCUCUGGGAUGCUACAAGGGGCCAAGUGCUAGAGACCCUCGAAGGUCAUUCAGGUCCGGUUCUUUCGGUGGCUUUCUCUCUGGACAGCCAAAGCCAAUUAGUAGCCUCGGGCUCGGAAGAUGCGACUAUCAAGCUGUGGGAUGCCAAAACGGGCCAAGAGCUAAGAACCCUCAAGGGUCAUUCCUCUUGUGUCGGUUCUGUGGCCUUCUCCCCAGGUAGCCAAGUACUAGCUUCGGGCUCUUAUGAUAAAACUAUCAAGCUCUGGAAUGCUACAACAGGUCAAUUGCUAAAGACAUUCGAGGGUCACUCAGGUCCGGUCCGUUCUAUAGCCUUCUCCCUAGAUGGCCGAAUACUAGCUUCGGGCUCGAUUGACAUGACCAUCAAGCUCUGGGAUACUACGGUGGACCAGGAGCCACAGACCCUAGAAGGCCAUUUGAGCUUAAUUAACUCCGUGGCUUUCUCCCCGAACAGCCAGAUACUAGCUUCGGGUUCGGUUGACAUGACCAUCAAGCUCUGGGAUACUACGAUGGGCCGACAGCGAAAGAGCCUGGAAGGCCAUUGUGGUUCAGUCAAUACCGUGGCCCUCUCCCCGGAUACCCGAUCAGUAGCCUCAUGCUCUAAUGAUAAGACCAUCAAGCUCUGGAAUACCACGACGGGUCAACUCCUGAAUACCCUCAAGGAUCACUUAGGUCCGGUACGUUCUGUGGCUUUCUCUCCGGACAGCUCAACAGUGGCCUCAGGCUCAAAUGAUAAGUCCAUUAAGCUUUGGAAUGUCGAAACGGGAAAAGCGCUUCAGACUCUCGAGGGUCAUUCCGAUUGGGUCCGUCGUAUAGCCUUCUCUCCGGAUGGCCUGAUACUAGUUUCAGACUCACUUGAUAAGACCAUCAAGCUAUGGGACAUCAAAACAGGCAAAGUGCUACAGACGCUUGAGGGUCAUUCCUCUUGGGUCCAUUCUGUGACCUUCUCCUCAGACAGCCAACUGUUGGGGUUAGGCUUGAAUGACAAGACCAUCAAGCUCUGGGAUGUCAAAACAGGCCAAGCGCUACAGACCUCCGAUGGCAAUCCAGAUUGGGCUAGAACCGUCGCUGGUCAGAUCCAAUACAAGCCUACAUCUCAAGUUUCUGUAUCAAAUGAGUGGGUGGGUUUUGGGAAUGAUAGCCCAAUAUGGCUCCCUGUUGAGUAUCGUGACCCCACUUGCUCAGCUAUGCAAGAUAGAAUUCUUGUUCUUGGGUACGCUGAUGGGAGGAUUUUUAUUGUUGGUUGCGGUACAAAUUAA
Messenger RNA from Penicillium antarcticum, 4194 nucleotides. RefSeq lists its product as uncharacterized. The record is from RefSeq and is a predicted model, not a curated record. The transcript has 3 exons. Lineage: Eukaryota; Fungi; Ascomycota; Eurotiomycetes; Eurotiales; Aspergillaceae. Gene Ontology annotation, molecular function: protein binding. Bases 1 to 4194 code for a protein of 1397 amino acids.